AUGAAGCUCACUACUGCUAUUUUGUUUACUGGGGCUUUUAGGGCUGUUGUUCUGGCUAAACAGAACGGUAGUAUCAACUUCGAGGGCUUCAAGGUUUAUAGGAUCGAUACGAGUGACGUUGCCGACCUAAAAUCAACAUACGAUAAUUUAUCUAUCAUAGAGCUUAAUCAUAAUCGCAAUCAUCAACAUGGUAGCUCGGAUACUAUUGAUAUUGCGGUUCCUCCAGAACAUGUCGCGGUCUUCGAUACGCUCGACUUCAAUACAACUAUCUUAAGCAGAAACUUAGGAGCAGACAUCGCAACUGAAGGCUCCUUGGGUAGCUAUCCGGAACUUGACGACGAUGGUGUCCCAGGAUUAUCUUGGUUUGAUUCAUAUCAUGCUUAUGAGGAUCACGUUCGCUACUGGGCCGAUCUUCAAGCCUCGUUUGUCAACAAUUCAGAGCUUAUUCAAGUGGGAUCCUCGUUUGAGGGAAGGCCAAUUCAGGGGAUUCAUCUCUGGGGCAGCAGCGGCAAGAAUUCGAAGCCGGCAGUCUUCUUUAAUGGGAAUGUACAUGCUCGUGAAUGGAUCACUUCAAUUGUGGUCGAGUACCUCUUGUACCAAAUAGUGACUGGGUACAAAAAUGACACAGCGGUACAAGCUGCGCUAGACAACUACGAUUUUUACGUCCUACCAGUUGUAAACCCCGAUGGUUUCGUAUAUUCCCAGACAACCAACCGGCUAUGGAGGAAGAAUCGGCAGACGAGAGACAACACAACCGCAGUAGGCACGGAUAUCAACCGAAACUGGUCUGUUGGUUUCGGAGGCGAUGGCUCUUCUUCUAACCCGAGUUCCGAGACAUUCAGCGGUUACCAGGCUGGCGACGCGCCUGAAACUGCCGCGCUGAUGGAAUUCGCUCAAACGCUAGCUACUAACAAAGGCAUCAAGUUGUACAUCGAUUGGCAUAGCUACGCCCAAGUAAUCUUGCUCUCAUAUGGCUACAUCUGUGAUAGCUUUCCAAAAAAUAUAGACCGUCAGAUAAGUCUAGCGGGCGAGACAGCCUCUAGGAUCGCACAACCAUACAAUACAACGUUCGACUAUGGCCCUGGUUGUCUAGUACUAUACCAGUCGAGUGGAAAUGGUAGGGACUAUAUGACCGACGCAGCCGGAGCAGAGUUCGGAUGGGGAAUUGAGCUUAGAUCGACUUCUUACGGCUUCGUACUUCCUGCCAACCAGAUUAUACCUAGCAGCGUGGAAAUCUGGGAAGGUAUGAAGUAUUUAUGGGCGAAUAUGUAA
Daldinia childiae is the source of this 1272-nucleotide messenger RNA. RefSeq lists its product as uncharacterized. The record is from RefSeq and is a predicted model, not a curated record. Gene Ontology annotation, molecular function: metallocarboxypeptidase activity; zinc ion binding. The transcript is spliced from 6 exons. The coding region runs from base 1 to 1272 and encodes 423 amino acids. Gene Ontology annotation, biological process: proteolysis. NCBI's taxonomy places the organism in Eukaryota, Fungi, Ascomycota, Sordariomycetes, Xylariales, Hypoxylaceae.